This is a messenger RNA of Cottoperca gobio, 3713 nucleotides long. It is a transcript of the gene scarf1, whose product is annotated as scavenger receptor class F, member 1. The record is from RefSeq and is a predicted model, not a curated record. Lineage: Eukaryota; Metazoa; Chordata; Actinopteri; Perciformes; Bovichtidae. Gene Ontology annotation, biological process: heterophilic cell-cell adhesion; dendrite development; neuron remodeling. Gene Ontology annotation, molecular function: low-density lipoprotein particle binding; scavenger receptor activity. The transcript has 11 exons. Bases 153 to 2906 code for a protein of 917 amino acids. Gene Ontology annotation, cellular component: membrane.
UCACAGCAGAGAAAGAAGGAGGGACGGGUGGAGGGUAGACAGAAAGAGAGAUACUGCCUCUCAUUGUGCUCCCUCUGGCUCAGGAAAAGACUGGACACAAAAAGAUAUUUGAUAUUUGGUCUCUGGGUUUUAGUUUUGGACUUUGUGUGGAGAUGAAGCUUCUCCUCAGAGCUCUGAGUGCUCUGCUCUGCUGCUCGCUGUCCUCCUCACAAACACUGGAUCCUGCUGGGAGCAACGUCUGCCACAAUAUCAGGGACCCCUCCACCCUGGUCUGUUGCACUGGAUGGCGUCAAGAAGGGAAAGAGUGCACCAUACCUGUGUGUGAGGCUGAGCAGGCCUGUCUGAAGGAUGAGAUCUGUGUGUAUCCAGGAGUGUGUCGCUGCCCACCUGGCUACUACGGAGCUCACUGUAAAACACGCUGUCCUGCUGAGUUCUGGGCUCCAGACUGUCGCAAGGUGUGUCAGUGCCACCCACACGGCCGCUGUCACCCUGUCACCGGUGAGUGCACCUGCAACUCCAACCGCUGGGGUCCACUGUGCCAGUAUGCCUGCAAGUGCGGCCGGCACGGCCACUGCAACCCAGUCCACGGAAACUGCACCUGCGAUGAGGGAUGGUGGACACCAACCUGCUCCAAGCUGUGUCAGUGCGUCAGCGGGGGGUCUGCGGGCCCCGGCUGCGACCAGCUAACAGGCCGCUGUCGGUGCCACAGGGGCCACUGGGGGCUGAAAUGUCCCAUCGCUUGCAACUGCUACAUGUCGGCAUGUAAUCAGCGUACCGGUGUGUGUGAGUGCGAGGCAGGCUGGUGGUCAUCCAGCUGUGACCGGCGAUGUAACUGUGACUUCACGCACAGCAGCUGUGACCCGGCCAAUGGGGAGUGCGUGUGCCACCCGGGGUACCAGGGUGUCUUCUGCAACCAGCCCUGUGAAGCUGGGAAAUACGGCAGUGGUUGUACAAUGAGUUGUGGUUACUGUAAAGACAACCAGAUCUGCUCUGACACUGAUGGCGCCUGUGAUGCCUGUCAGUCCGGCUGGAACGGGACACGAUGCGACCGCCCGUGCCCGGCCGGUUCUUAUGGCGCCGGCUGCCAGGAGGAGUGUCCACGUUGCAGGAACAAAGAACCCUGUGACCCAAAAACUGGGAACUGUUGGAGGUGUGACCCUGGGUGGAUUGGUCCCAGGUGUGAGGAGGCCUGCACUAACAGGACGUUUGGAGACGCCUGCAGCUUCCUGUGUAGCCCUUGUUUCCAUGGUAACUGCCAUCACGUGACAGGAAGAUGUGUCUGUCAGCCAGGCUUUCAGGCAGAGAGCUGUAACAGCAGCUGCCCCGCCCUGCAGUUCGGCCUCAAUUGUUCCUCCGCCUGCGACUGUGGUGAGGGGGGCGGCUGCGACCCCGUCACUGGUGUCUGCCCCAACAGUGGCAGAGCUGCAGUUAUAGCAGGUGUGCUGGUACCUUUGCUCCUGUUGCUCCUCGCUGUGCUCUGCUGCUGUUUGUGUUGUGGGGGAGGUCCUGUUGAUGGCAAAGACAGGGCGACUUUGGCUGAUGGAGGCUUGUCAGUUCGGAUGAAAUAUCACGUCUACAGUGUCCUGGCGAACAUCGGUGCUGCCCUCCCCUGUAUUUCUGACUGGUCCUAUGGCCUGCCCCGUGUCACCGUGUCUCACCAUGACCCAGAGCUGACGUUCAACCACAGCUUCAUUGAGCCUCCUUCCUCUGGCUGGGUGACUGAGGGGUCGUCCUUCGACAGUGAUGAGGAGGAGGGAGAGGCGCUCUACUGUGUCCCUCCGAGAGAAGACAUCCUGGCGGUGGCGGGCGGCGAGUUCCACGAGAUGAGCUCAAAGUGUAACAUGUUCUUAGACCCGUCCGGCUUCAGCAGUGAGGACAUCACCUCGCCCUUCAACAUCCCUCGCACCUCCAGCAUCGCCAAGUCCAAGAGGCCCUCAGUCUCUUUUGCAGAGGGCACCCGCUUCAGCCCCAAGGAGAGGCGUGGCUCGGCUCAGGACCCCGCCGCUCUCCCCGGACACCCACGCAACAAACCUAAGUCACCCUGGGGUGUUUUGAUGCUGUCUGCCCUCCAAAGUCAGGGAAGUGCGGCUAGAACUGGGGAGGAAGAUGCAGCUGAAGGUGAUGAGGGGGAAUAUGAAGUGGAUAUGCAGGCGACGGACAAUCAGGAAACAAACUCUGAGUCGGGGGACCAGGAAGACGACAGAACCCCCGCCCGUGCCACCCUGCAGGUCCCUGGGGCAUCAGGACGAAGGCGGACUAUGUCCAACACAGCUGCUCAUAAAGUGAACCAGCUGCCAACAUCUGCCUCAGAUGCUCAGGUUGGGCUCUUAAAUAAGGUCACCACGGUGUAUGUGACGGUGGGUAAGGCAGGUAGGCCCGUGUCGAAGACGGAGACGAGCUCUGAUGGCCCCGUUCAGGCCAUGCUGCGGCGAAUCGGCAGCCUCCAGAGACAAAGGGAGCAGGAGUCUGGCAGGCCGAAGCCCAAAGGAGCUGAAGCGAUUAUCAAACCCCCCAGGAGGAAGCUCGGCGCUCGGGCGAGUGUGUGGGAGGAGGGCGGGCCGCCUGCAGGGGAGGUCGGCAUAUGUAAGCCAAUCAGGAGAAAGCAUGCUUCUAUUAACACCUCUGACACAGCUGGUGCUAGUGACACAUCAUCAGAGAGCGGCACUCCUAAAAGGCCUCUGUCGUCCAUUUUGAAGAGCGUGCCAGAGGUGGCUUCGGCUGACUCAGGGUCAGAGCUGAGGGCUGAGGGUGGCGACCCCACUACAGGAAAAACUGAGGUCACCUACCUGACCGUGGGACCAGCAGGAGACGCUGUGAGUCUCACUGAGGUCAUCGCCAACGAAGGUGCAGUGGUCAGUGUGAACGAUGAACCCUGCUAUGAAAACAUCAUGAUUAAACACUCAUAACCUCUGAGAAGCCGUAUGUCAGCAGGUCACAUAUUGAUUCUGAUUCAAACACGACUGCAUAUUUAUCCCUCUGCAGUUAUAAUGUUACAGGCACAAAGGGAAAAGAUAAGCUUAGAUUCUACAGACUAUAGAUGAAACACAUUCAAUUAUUUUUUGAGGUUGAAAGAUAAAUAGAUAACAAAAGAAAUAUCAACUGAGCGAUAAUUGUUUUUAUUUCCUUCAGUUAUGCAUGUUGUAUUAAUUGUAUACAUACAAGUCUGGAGUCCUUUUUGAACAUCUGGGUUGUACCAGGAAGACAAGAGUAAACAACGGCAAAGGUAGUUGUGAAGCAUCAUGAAGUGUGUUCUUGAUGGUUUUUAUUGGUCAUGGAUGACAAUACAAGUAAGAACAGACUUUGUUGUGAAUAUGCAAUCAAACGUCCGACGUCACUCUGAAUCAGUGACACAUCGUUCAAACAUCCGUCAAAGAAUCGCUACAAUGCAACAAGACUGCUUUGUCAGUGUAUUAUAGUUUGGUAUUAUAUUUUUCAUUUCAAGUCAGAAACCGUGAUGUUUUCUACGACCUACAGUCAAAGUCCCUCCUGCCUACUGCUCUCUGACCUCUGACCUCUGACCUGACCUCUGAUGUGACUUGAUGCUGCUGUUGGGUAAAAACCCCAGUUCUGCAAUUUAGGGCUUUUUCUUUUCAUUACUCAAGAGGAUAUCUGUACAACCUCUUAGUGGAUGAAAGCCUUGUGUUAUAUUUUGUUAUUCACUGUAUAUAUGCUUUUGAUUAAUAAGUGGAAAAUAAACAUUUUUUAAUUUGUAA